Daldinia caldariorum is the source of this 2080-nucleotide messenger RNA. RefSeq lists its product as uncharacterized. The record is from RefSeq and is a predicted model, not a curated record. Lineage: Eukaryota; Fungi; Ascomycota; Sordariomycetes; Xylariales; Hypoxylaceae. The coding region runs from base 329 to 1897 and encodes 522 amino acids. The transcript is spliced from 2 exons.
ACACCAUCACGUGACAUUCACGUGAAAAGCCUCCACCUAUGAAUCUCAAUCUUUCACGGUCAAUUCACCAGUUUUACCUCUUUUAAUCAAGUUAGUUUGAAAGUUGAAUGUAAAUGCUUCUACCCAAGGUUUUGUUAGGAAUUGGGCUUAUCAUGCGUUGAUCCGCUCUUGCGUGGUAAGCGACAACUAAUAACGCUACUUGUCUAACUCAACCACUCAACCUACACCACCAACUACUAAUGCGCCAACGCGACGGUAUUGUUCGGAUUCCGUUGUAUCGCCCAAUGUUUAUAAUCUAGGCAUCUAGGAGUAGAUUAGAGGGUGAACCAUGGAUUUGGAAAUGGAAAAGGAGAAGGAAAAGGUGGAAGUCGCCGAUGCUGACAAUGCCGGCAUUGUCGACGAUGCCACGAAACUGGCAGCGCCGGCAACUGCAACAUCACCUCGACCCCCAGAAGCAGCGCAGCCAGCUCAAACAGCAGCCCCUAGAGCACCAAGUCCUGCACCAAGUACUGCUAGCUCUACUGGUCGUCCACCUUAUGUACCGCAGUUCUCGGCAGCAACACAGAUGAUCCUCAAGCGGAUAAAUUCCAAACCUGGAAGUCUUUCCUCAGCACUUUCAUCUGCGUCCUCAACAUUCCCCAGGAAUAUCAUUAAGGAUUCCGCUUUCGAGGAUACUAAGAGACGUCUUGUUAAGACCAUGAACACUUCUCUAACCAUGCCUAUGCCCACUCUUCCUUCCAAACAAACUCCCUCUUCUUCAACUGCGAAGAAGUCAUCGGCUGGCAAUACCAUGCCGCUACCUAUGAACGACGCCUUUCAGCUAAGGACGCCAGCGCCAGCUAAGUACGGGUCUUCAACCAAAGAGGCACCUCGAAGCCAAAAAGCACCUGUUCAGAAAACAAAGGGUAAACCGCAGCGUGGAACCAAGCGCAAACGUGGUAAGAACGAUGACGACGAAGACGAAGACGAAGGUACAUCCUCAAGCCUGAGCGAUUUAUCUGAUAUCGAAAGCCAUACCAGCGCUGCCGCUGCCGCAAAUACUGCCAAGGAGAACCAAGCAACGCCUACUAUGACAAAGUCCGGCCGCCAGGUGCAGAAGCCGGCGCAAUACAACCCCUCGCAGCAGUCGGCUCGCGACGCUACCACUCAGAAGCGCAAGAACUACGGCAAGCGCACGGCAGAGCAGGCCCUAUGCAAAGUGUGUACUCGAGGGCUCAGUGUGCCCGCCAACCAGAUCGUCUUCUGCGACGGUUGCAACCUCUGCUGGCACCAGAUGUGCCACGACCCGUACAUUGACGACGAGUUCGUCAGUAACGAGUCUCGCUCAUGGUUCUGCGGCCGCUGCAUGGCGAAGCGCGAGAAACAUUUGGCUCGCAAGAAGAACCUAGAUAGCUUCAAAGGCACUAGUUGGGCUGGCAAGACCAAUGAACAGAAACGGACGUACCUUUCCGGUGUCCCUCACGCGCAGCUCGUCAACAUCAUCAUGUAUAGCACAGAGCUUCAUCCGGACCUACCCAUCUUCCCCCCCGAGACUAAACGUGGCGCUACUCAGGCGGGGCGCUCGUCUCACGAGAGCCUACGAGGCAAGACAGAGUCCAACAUCAACGUCGGCCCAAACCACUACUCCAGCAAAGUAUCAACACCCGAUUCGCACACGGUGAAUGUGAAAACGAGAGUCAAUAAGGGUGUCACCGGCGCUGAGAACCAAGACCAGAUAGCCAGAGAGGACUCUGCAGAUUCUGUACCCCCAGCUUGGCCUAAAGUCGGACGUGGCUGCCUGGCCGGUUUGGAGAUUAACGAAGAUGACCUACGCGACGACAACGAUUACGAAGCCUUUAGCGUUACGACGUACGACUCUAAGGGCAAGAAGAUUCUGGAGAACGGCAUGCCGAUCUAAAUUGGUAGCGGCCAAGUCGGGUCCUAAGACAAAGCUUUAGAGAUAAAACCAAAGAGAAGAUGGCGAGACUUUUGCUAGGGUGAAUCCCUAAACCUGGAGGAGUUCCAACUUAAGGAGCUUGAUGUAGAAAAUAAUACAUCUCGUCCGAGCGUAUACAGGAAGCAACUAUGUUGUAAUUGUGCU